AGCCACCAGAAACUGCAGCAGAACUUCCACACUUGGAAUUAGCUGUGAGUGCAACUGUCAUGUGGGUGUCAAACCAGGGUGCCAAAGGAGUCCCCAGUGUCACUAUUAUCAUUUUACAGGGGAUGUCGUUUAAGAGAGAUCAUUAGCUGCAAGCAGCCUGGCUGGGUCAAGGCUGGGAGGCGGAGACGCAGUUGCAAGCAGCGAAGCAAGGUGGAGGCACGAAGACAGAAGACCAGGUUAAUGAAAGCAUGAGGUGGCUCUUGGGCAGCAGCUUGAAAAAUUUUGGACAUGCUGACAGGGGAAACUAUGACUGGCUAAACAGUGAACCAGGUGGGCCACUUCUGGAAACAGAGCUUCAGAGCAGACAACAGACAAGUUCAACCAAAGACGACAUAGAACCAUUUCUGUGUAUCAUAUUGCCUGCCACCAUGAUGCUCUUCCUGGCAUUCCUGCUGCUCUUCCUGUACCGCCGUUGCCAGCGCCCCACUCAGCAGGGGCAGAUCUUCAGCAUCGACCUUCCCGAGGCUCUGCCUGAGCACGAUGUGUCCAAUUUCCUUUCUGCGCUGCCCUGGAGCAGUGAGCAGAGCUUCCACUACUCAACGCUGCUCCCUGAUGCCACAUUCCUGUCUGUGUGUUUGCCUCCAUCAUACGAGGAGGCCACAAUGAAAACUUCUGUGGAAGAGGCUCACACUGAGCUCUCUCCAGACCCAGUGCCUCCUUAUGAAGAGAGCACGCUGCAAACCAGCAGCGCCAAAUAAACUUCCUACAGAAGCACCUCAGCUGAAGCAUGCAGCACAAAGGUAGAACUGCUAUGGCCUUUAAAAUUUGUGAAAAGAUUCCAAAUGAGGCACAAAACCAAUGAAUUUAUGAAGGAAGAAACUUGAAGUAACAGGGACUGCGUCUCUUCACCUCAUCCUAGGAUUCCCUACCUUCCAUUUGUGGCAAGUGAACACACAGUGUAGCACGUCCAAUCCAGACUGGUAACAUGGGGAUUCUAGUUAACAAACAUGUCAUGCAAGGAUUAAACUUAAGGAAAGCUGGGAAGCUCUUCCUCUGUAAUCCCUCAGCUACAAUGAAAUGUCAAUAAUGCUAUAGAUUCAGCAAUCACAAAAAGGGCUUCUAGCACGUAUAUAUUCCAGUUUGGGGUUUUUUUUCUAUUUUAUGCAUUUAUAUUUAAAUGAGUUUUUGACAAGCUGAGUCGCUCAGUCUGUGUGUGUUUACAUCACAUCGUUCUGCAGUGCUCUGGAAUGACCACAACAGCUCUCAGGAAAGCAAAUAUAUAACCUCUACAAAAUUUCCAGUAACUGUCCCCAAAGGUUCAAAUGUGCACUGUGAAUAAAGGCUGUCUUUUCUCACAGUUGGACAAUGAGGACAACCAGCAACCAGAGAAGACCUGAUUGUUCUAGGUGAGGAAACCUCCAUGCAAGAGCACACUCACUCUGUUGCUGCAAGCUGCUUGCCAAGGUCUGCAAGGUCCCAGCAUUCCAGACUACCCGCUUGACUUAUUUUCCAAGUCUAAAAUAAUAAACCAUGGGACUUACUUGGUGCGGUGUGUAAAGGAG
This is a messenger RNA of Vidua chalybeata, 1562 nucleotides long. It is a transcript of the gene SMIM28, whose product is annotated as small integral membrane protein 28. Bases 249 to 758 code for a protein of 169 amino acids. NCBI's taxonomy places the organism in Eukaryota, Metazoa, Chordata, Aves, Passeriformes, Viduidae. The record is from RefSeq and is a predicted model, not a curated record. The transcript has 4 exons.